Camelina sativa (false flax) is the source of this 1687-nucleotide messenger RNA. NCBI's taxonomy places the organism in Eukaryota, Viridiplantae, Streptophyta, Magnoliopsida, Brassicales, Brassicaceae. The record is from RefSeq and is a predicted model, not a curated record.
AAGUGCGUGUCUUUCAGGAGUGGUGGUUUUGCUCACUCGGUGACAGGGGUCCAAGGACGACGACUGAAGAAGGAAGACGAGGUAUACGCACCGUUUUUGGGAGUAAGAUAAAUGGGCCAAUUGUGUAAGCCCAUUAAAAAGGAAAAGAAGGCCUAAAUAGAAACGGACGACUCACUCACUCGAUCGGCUUUACUAGUGUGGGUGUUACAGUGAGUGGGCGAUGGAAGAUUUCGCUGUUCUCGUCACGGAGCGAUAUGGGUUAAAGCCACAAGGCAAGUCUGCUCCAAUGGCAAUGGAUUCCUUGAAGAAGCGAUCGGUCAACAACACUAACAAUGGCGAAACCGCAGAGUUGACCUCGUAUGGUUCUUCGAAUCAUAACGCGGAUUUUAUUAUUGAUUUCAAGUUUGACGGUGGGAACGAGUUUUCUUCUGGUAAGAAAAGGUCGUUUUUUAGUGAUGACUUUGAUGAUGAGUUGAUGAUAUCUGGAUUUGGUGGUGGACUUGGUCAACCAAGUAACAGCGCAACCCAUACAUGGACUGUUAUUGCUGAUGACCCUUUUGAGGUUAGACCAUCAAAUUUGGUAGAUCCAUCUUCAGAUGAGCUUGCAAAAUUUGCUAUGGGUAGUUUGCAUUGUAGCUCCCUGGAUUCUGACAAUGUUGUAGAUGUUGAAGAAAAGAAACAAGAGUUUGUUGUUGAUGGCCUUGAAUCCAUUUUCAUCCCUGGGUCCAACAACAGUGUACCAAAUUCAUAUGCUACAACUGAAGAAGAAUGUGGUGUGCCAAAAGAGAAAUGUUAUGAACGUUCGCUUAGUACAAAGAAACCUGAUGCUCCAGCACAUGUCCUGGAUGAACUUUUUCCAUUUUUUGGAGAUGACCCGUUUCUUGGAGAGUUUAAGGGAAUUCCAGGGGAGAGUGACAAAAGAAGAAUAGCUAGAUGGGAGCGUGAACAAAGAAUAAAGAAACAAAUGGAUCAGGCUGUAUCUGAGAUGAAUGACCGUGACCGUCAAAUUCAGAUUGAACAAGAAGAAAGGAGUAGGAUUUCUGAGACCCUUGAUGCGGAGAUUAAGCUUUGGGCUGCUGGGAAAGAAGGGAACAUGCGUGCAUUGUUAUCAUCGUUGCAUCUCGUACUCUGGCCAGGAUGUGGUUGGAAAGCUGUCUCUCUAACAGAUUUGAUCACCUGUGCGGCAGUGAAGAAAGUCUACAAAAAGGCAAACUUGUAUGUCCAUCCUGAUAAAGUUCAACAGAAAGGAGCUCAACAAAAGUAUAUAGCCGAAAAGGUCUUCAACAUCUUGAAGGUAUAUUUCCCACACAGUACAUCCUUCUCUCACAAUAAACGUGUUGUGGAAUGUUGAAUUUCUUGAAGAGUUUCGAAUCAGUUCUCUUAAGUUGAUGAUGCUUAAUUAAGUAUACCCGCCGCUUCUACUAAAAAGUUUAGGUGUGAAUAUGAUGUAACGUUACCACAAAAUGCAUCUUACAGGAAGCUUGGAACAAGUUCAACAAAGAGGAGCUAUCCUAAAACUGUUGAACAAGUUCAAGAAAGAGUAUAUAUAUGUGUGUAUACAAAGUAUGGGUCAAUUCGUUCAAGUAUGGUAUUAUAUGUUUGGACAAUACAUUAGUUCACAUUUUAUGUACAGAUUUUAAUAAAAUUGUAUUUUGUCGUAAUAAAUCAUAAAUAAAUAUAAAAAGUU